Diorhabda carinulata is the source of this 5566-nucleotide messenger RNA. It is a transcript of the gene ear, whose product is annotated as protein AF-9. NCBI's taxonomy places the organism in Eukaryota, Metazoa, Arthropoda, Insecta, Coleoptera, Chrysomelidae. Bases 333 to 2456 code for a protein of 707 amino acids. The record is from RefSeq and is a predicted model, not a curated record. Gene Ontology annotation, cellular component: super elongation complex. The transcript has 9 exons. Gene Ontology annotation, biological process: regulation of DNA-templated transcription.
AGAUUCGAAAAUAUACUACGUCAUUUGUUACUGAAAUUGAUACACAAACAAACUUUUAAUAUAUAUUUUAUAUGUACUAAACUUUUAAAUUUCCGAGAGAAGUAUAUUUAGUGAAAUUUAUAUAAAUCCCAAGCUGCUGUAUCAAUUUACAGUUUACAUACUAUAUUGUAUGUAUAUCAAUGAAUGAAUGUGACAAUUUUUUCUAACUUUUAACCACAUGUAGAGAAAGAUCUAUAAUUAGGUUGUUACAAACGCUUGACACAAAUUAAGAAUAAAAAGCAUUUUAAAGAACAAGUGUACGAUGGAGGAUUUGUGGGAUGUUUAAUUAAAACAUGUCCUUAACCAUUCUAUUGGAAAUUGGGCAUGAUGCCUCUUUAAGAUCUAAAACUACUUCAGAAGGAUUUACUCACGAUUGGGAAGUUUUCGUUAAAGGACAAAACGGAGCAGAUAUACAUUAUUAUGUAGAAAAAGUUGUUUUUUAUUUGCAUGAAACGUUCCCAAAUCCAAAACGAGUUGUUAAAGAUCCUCCAUAUUCAUUAAGAACAUCAGGUUAUGCUGGAUUCAAAUUACCCAUAGAAAUACACUUGAAAAAUAACCAAGAACCAAAAAGGAUAAAGUUCAAUUAUGAGCUCUAUCUUCAACCGACUGGUCCUCCAAUACAUAGAGUUCAAAAAGAAAAAUAUACUUUUUUUAACCCUUCAGAAGAAUUUCGAGUUAAACUAUUAAAAGGUGGAGCAGUGGAAGGUGGUGGUAGCAAUAUUGAAAAUAGUAUAAAUAGAGGAAUGUCCAUAGAGAAAAAUCAAAUGACUAGCAAACCAAAAUUGAGUGGUUCUGAUAUACCUAAAAAGCACAAAAUGAAACUAGAGGAACCGAGAACGACGGAUUUCGAAAAUUUAUUCGGGCCUCCAAUUAAAAAAACUACUAAAAUACCCGAACUUCCGAAAACCAAGGAACCUCCGACUAUCAAACCUCCAAAUGUUGACAAAUCUAUCGAUAAAGAAAAGAAUGAUAAAACGAAAUCAAACAAAAAUACACACAAGGACAAGGAAAAACCCAAAGAAAAAUCGGACAGCUUAGAUAAGAGAAACAAAGAAGAAAGAAAAAAAUUCAAAGAUGAAAAGAGUAAGGAUAGAGAAAGAUCAAAAGAGAAAAGUUCGAAAAAGGAAAGAGAAAAAUCACCGGCGAUUAAACCAAGAAGCCCCACACCAAAAAGAUCUCCGAAAAGAGAUGCUAGCCCAGUUCCAAUACAAAAACAUAGUAGCAGCAAAGAGAAGGAUACAAAUAAAGAUGAGAAAAAAGAUAAAGAUAGAGACAGGGAUAAGAAGGAAGAAAAAAAAUCGAAAAAGGAUAAACGGGACCACAAAGAAAGCAAACAUAAAGAUAGAGAUAGGGAUAAAGAUCAUAGAGAUCACAAAAACAAAGAAAGUAAAUCGAGGGAAAAAGAAUCAAAUGUUAUCAAACAAAAUGAAACUAGUCCCAUUCCCCCACCUACACAAAAUACGCACAAGACUGAUAAAAAGCCAAAAGAAAAAGAACAAAUUAAGGAACAACCGAAGGAGGAAGAGAAAGUUGAAAAACCAGAAAAAGUGGAAAAGAUAAAGAACGAAUUGGAAGAGAGACAAAAACACAAACACAAAAAGAAAGAUCGCAAAGAGAAAAAAGAUGAGAAACAUUCCAAAAAGGAAGAUAAAAAAAUCGAGAAGGCGCCAAAUUCGAUUUCCACUUUGAAAGAUGUUCAAGUCAAAGAGGAAAAACCUAUUGCGGCACCUGCCAAUCGACAAGUGGAUAAGAAUAAUUUGUUUGGUAGCCCAAAGAGUGAUUCACCAUCGACUCCCAAAGAAACUGAAGUGAAAGUAGAAAAUAAUUCACUAUUUUUGAGGGAAGAUGAAUCAUCUAAUGAUUCGGUUAAACUGAGUAGUAAAGAAGCAUCUCCCGCUCCUCGUAUACCUUCAAAGUCUCCAUCACCACCUCCGCCACCUGAACCGGUUAAAAAACCCGAACCAGAGAAGAAGAAGGAACAGUCGCCAAAGAAAAAGGAAAAAAAGGAGAAAAAAAAGGUGAAACUUGAUGAUAAAAAAAUUGACAAAGAAAAAGAUGAAAAAAGAAAAAAACGAAAAAGCGAUCCUACUACUACGGUGGAAGAAGAACCGCCGGAAAAAAUAAAUAAAAUAGAAGAAGCAGUAGUAAAUUCUGAUGAGGAAAGUAAAGUUUCAAGUACAGAGGAUACGACGCCGGUCGUUGUUCCACCGAAAAGUGAGUGUGAUAUGGAUAUGCUUCGAGAAUUGCAGCGAAAAAUAAUGAGUUUAAAGGAUAACGCCGAUCUCCAACGGGUGGUUCAAUUGAUCGCCGAAACUGGUCAAUACGAAGUAUCGGCUCAUACUUUCGAUUUCGAUCUUUGUCUUUUAGACAGAUCGACAGUGCGACAGUUACAAGACUUUUUUUCGACGAUAUCGUAGUAAACAAUUAUUGAUUAAACCAUCAAAUUUUGUUAAUAGUGAGAUCAAAUAAGAGCUGGGUAAUUUUAGUACAAAUACCGAUAAGAUUUCAACCAUAGUGAAUCUAAUGAAACAUUGAGAUUACGGACGGUUUUGGUUCAUUAUUCUGUAGAUUACAUAUAGUGGUAAUUGGUAUUUUUAAUUGUCUCAAAUCAAUUCUCAAAAAUUCUAAUUGUUUUGAUUCUAGGUCUCUUUUGAUAAGAAAACUAGUUUGUCGUUUCGACCUAUUUCGGUCUCGAUGCAUAUAAAAGGAUCUUAGAAAUAAGAAACUAACAGAAAUUAAUAUAUUUGUUUGACAAAUACUUACCCGGCUCGAUCAAAUUAAUUUGUAUAUAAAAUUUUUUUGUUAUAGUGUUGAAUAUACCAAGUGAGCGAUAUAGAGACCAAUGUUUUAUAUUUAAUUUGAAAAAAAAAAAGGUUAUCUAGGACUUGUAAAUGUGAAGUUGUGCGUUACAUUAAAGGAUGGAAUGUGCUGUGGGUAAUUUGAUCGCGACAGGUUCAACUCGGUCUAAAAAUUCAACGAAACCAUUUUAUAAUUUGAAUAAUUGGAAAUUACACUAAUAAUAAUCCAAAUUUUAGUUGGAAUUAUACUUAUAGAUAUCCAAAGUUGAAAAUAAAUGAUUCGGCUCCAUUAGAAUAUAAAAAAUAUGUUUUUUUAAUAUAAAUUUUAAAAAAUACAAUUUUUUCAUCAUGGAUUCAACUGAAUUUGUAAAAAGUACAUUUUUAAAUUCAUUUUUUCAACAUUCACGCAAAAAAUAAUGAAAUUAAAAAAGUGGCCUUCUGUCACCAGGGGUAUUUAUAAAGCUGGUUGAGUUUGGUGUUUGUACCUCUGCGCCACACGCUCCAAGGUCUCGCUAGCUAGAUCCGCUUUUUCGUUCUCCUAUUCAGUAGCCGUUGAAGAUUGAAAUUUGCUCUAUUCCUCCCUUUCACUCGUUCUCUUUUUCCCAUGGAGUUGUCAUUUGGACUGGAUUCCUCCUCCAGCUUCUCAAAGUUUUCCUUCAGUUCACGCUCCUUUUGACUGAGUGGAUCAAUAUCAUCAGCGUAGGCACUGUCCUCCUCUAUUAACUUUGAUAUUUCUUAUGACUCGUUCUAGUGUCAGAUCUCCUCCGCUAUCAUAACUUUGCUCUUGAUCUCAGCUAAAGUCAUCCGCAUCAGAGGAAUGCCAAAAAGGGUUGUGUAGAGUUAAGAUCGAUCAAAUACUGUCAUAAGCUUGUUUGUAAUCUAUUAAAGAACUGCCGUAUGGAAAUAUUGCCUUUCCAACAUCCAAACUUGAAAUUAAUUAAAAAAAUAUUUUUGUGUCAAAAAAAUUUUAAACAAACGAAAUUGUAAGUUUUGGAACAAUUUUUUUUAAAAUUCAGGCUGAGAUGAACCUAUUGAAAUCUUCAUAAAAAUGAAUGGAUAAACCUUAAUCCCCCUCCUUUAUUUUAGUUACAAAUUUUAAUUAUAUCAUCUCUUUAGAUUUAAGUCUCAAUAAUUUCUCUAAAUAAAUUGUACAUAAUAUUUUAGUAAUCGCGUAUUGAAUUUAAGAGAAACCGCUGCAAGUCGUUAUGGUUUUAAAAAUAUCGAAUUUGGAUCAUAUAAAAUUCUUUUUUUUCUCCUUUAUAUACAGCGAAAUGUACUAAUUUGUAAAUAGGUAAUAGGAACGGUGAGUUAUAAAGUAUUAAACAUUUUUAAAAGCUGACAACAAUGCAAUAACAUUCCGUUAUUACAUAUUUCUCAAUCACACUGUAUAAAUAGUAUAUAAAAAUUCAUUUACAAGUUCAACUAAUGAUUUAUAACAACUUUUGUUGGAACGCUAAACAAGUUUUUCUCAGUUCAUAACUGAUUACCCCCUAAAAUAUGUAUUGAAUUUAGGUUUUCUUUUGAUUAAUACUAAUAAAAAGUAAUAUUCCCCGCUAUUGAUUUAUUAUGUAUUGAAAAUAAUUAGAUAUAAAUGAUUAGUACUUUACGGUUCACCGUAUCCACAAUAAUGAAUUUAGUACAAUUCUAAAGUAGAAUCAUUUUUAUUCUAUUGAUUUAUCUUUAUUUAUCAAUAUUUUUUAGCAGCUAGUUGUUUUCAUUUAAAAAUCAACUGCUCAUGAAACUUCUUUUGAGUAGAGAAAGAUUGAUUGCUUACUCUGUAUGUUUGUAUAUAUUUUGUACAUUAUUUAAUGAAAAAAUCGAUAAAAUGUUCCAGCUGUAUUUUAGAAGAAGUAAAUUUUAGAAUUACAAUCUUCGAUAUCCCAAAAAUCUAUACAAAUACAAUCUUUGUAUGCUAUUUCCUUUCGAAUUUACACAAAUUUUUAUGAUUUCUUCAAAUUAUUAAAAAAUAAGUAUGGAACUGAAUCGUUCAUGUAUAAAAGUAGAUGAAGAUAAUAUAAAAGUUUUUAUAACUCUUACUUUUAUACUCAAAUAUCAACUUUUAUUUGGAAACUAUUGAAAAUUUCGAAAUCACAAAGACUUCAAUGUUAUUUCGAUCCCAAUAAGCACAGCUGCUUACUCAAACUCGAAAAAAAAAUCCAAGAUGCUCUACAAAAAUGGCAAAGAAAACCCUUCCAUUUGGGUGUUGUUAUACCUUAUAAAUCCUCUAUAAAUAAUUUCGAAUUGUCUAUAACUUUUUACCUCUCACAUUUUUCUAUAUAUAUUUCGUGAUUAUUUGUCUUGAUUUCUUCUUUAAGAACAGAUAAAAUGUUGACAUACUAUAACAUUUCAAUUAAUGGAGAUCUAAAAAUCAAGACAAAUAAUUAGAACUUGUUAUAAUUGAGAUUGUGUGUUGAACUUUAUUGUGAUAAGAUUCUGUGGGUGGAAUUAUCAGGCUUCUUUUUGACUACUUCUGAAAUAUAUUAACCAUACAUUUUGUGGAUAUUUUUCAUUUCAAUGAUUAGUACCAACGGAUCUUUCUCUGCUAUUAUAAAAGUUGAUUAUAUCGCUAUUUUAUGUAAAUUAGUAAGGUGUUGAUAUAUAUAUAUAUUGAAAUAAGAUUAAGGGACAACGUGUUUCACAUUAAAUUAUAUUUUGUUGUUUGUUGUUUUUCUAAGACUUGACUAUUUAAAUAAAUGGAAUGGACGUAUGCAUGUUUUACUUAAAACAAA